ACAUCUCGGCGGCCGCUACUCGUCAACAUCAACAGCAUCAUCACGCAUCGCAGUUUCGCAAACUUUUCCGGAGUUUUCCCGUCGAAUUUCCUUCCGCCCCGCCGGAUAACCAUGGCAGGCAUGGAGGACGCGGAACUGCGCUGCCGCAUCUGCCUGGGCGUCGAGGCGAACGAGCUUAUUUCCGUGUUUUGCGUGGCGUCCACGCAGAAGAAGCUGUUGGCGCACAUGACGCUGGCCGUGGCCGGAGUUCCGAUUUCGAUGUGCGACAAAAUGCCGCAGGUCAUCUGCGACAAGUGCCUUGGCAAUUUGGACAUUGCGUACGCGUGUUGGCGGCGGUGCCGCGAGUCCUGGGGUGAUUACGUGCGCGAUCCGGCCCUGCAGGACAAGGAAGAGGACUACCGGUGCCGGAUCUGUCUGCGGUCGAACGUGGAGGAGCUCAUCUCGGUGUACUGCAUUUGCGACAGCCAGCUGUUGAAGAUCAACGAGAUGAUCAAGCAGUACGCGGGGGUUGAGGUGAAGGAGGACGAUGGCCGGCCGCAGUACACGUGCGACGGAUGUUUGAGCGAGCUGAACGUGGGGUUCGAGUUUCGGAAGGUGUGCCGGCAGUCGAACGUGAAGUUGCGCUGCGAGUUGCAGGCGAAGGAGACGAGAGGGACGCCGGUGAUUGAGUCGGACAAUGAAGAUUUGCCGGAAGCGGAUCAGGAACCCCCGCCUAGGACGGCGCUGAAGAAGAUUGCCAAGCGGCGGCAAUCGGUGAAGAUGGUGGCCAAACCGGAGCUUCCGAAGGAUACGGUGCGGAUUACCAAGUCGGACAUUCCAGAGAUUGUGCCGGGAAGGUUGAAUGCGAAGAAGAAGGUAUUUUCUUCACCUUCGGAGUUUAAGCAGUUGACGAGCCAGAUUCUGAACAAGUCCAAGGGAGCUUCUCCGCCUAAGGCGUCCGCGACGCCUUCGACCACGAAGAAGAAACCUCCGGAGUUCAACAGCUCGCUGCCUUCGUCAACGCUGGUCGCGUUCGAGAUCCGCGUCCUCACGGACAGCGAGCACUACACCCACUCGGAGGUGUCCAGCUUCAAGUGCUCGCGGUGCAACGCGCGCAAUCCGCUCAAAACCCUGGACGUGACCUGCGUCAAAUGUGCCAGCCCGUUCGACAACUACAUGCUCGUGCGACCGCACAAGGGCCAACCCAGCAUGGCGGCCUAUUGCUGUACGGAGUGCAAUUACUUCGCCAAGACGCUCACCACGAUGGUGAACCACCUGGGUUCCCACCAGCCGGUUGUUCCGGCGCGCAAAGCCAAACCAAUGGUCAUGAAAAACCUCGUCAUUCCAGUCGUGCCUAUUUCGAUGAAGGAGGAAACGGUUGAGGCGCCUGAAAACGACGAAACCGUUCCGGACCCGUUGGAGGAGGUGUUUGUUCCGGGAACCUUGAAGCGAGUCGGCGAAGAAGUCGCACAGCCAGUACAAAGUAAGAAGCAACGGAAAGAGCCCAGCGCCGAAACGAUGGACGGGUUGAUCGAGCUGAACCAGUCGAAGCCGGAGUCGACGCGAGCUGCGUCGAUAAUCGACCUGGACCUGGAUGAUCAGUUUUUCGACACCCUAUUAGAAGUGGACUUCUUCAAGGUUCAACUCCUGAAAGGUGUCCUCUGCUGCGGCUGCCAGAAGCUGUUCCCAUCCAAGGAUGCCGUGCGUCAACACCAAGCUCGCGACCACCAGGCUCGAAAACCCAGGUUGGGCGAAAUCAAGUGCGACACCUGCACGGAACCGUGCCGGACCGAACGGGACGUUCGCCAACACCAGCUGCUGGCGUCGAAAAAGAUUUUCUACUUCUGCAAAGCCUGCCCCCAGCUGCUGAUCGUCGAGCAGGACUUUGAAACCCAUCGUGCGGAACAUCACCCGACGUUGGCCGUGAAAAAGUUACCAACAACCGACGAACUACUCGUGACCAAAAGUAGUUCCCUGGACAAACCCCGGACCGUCCCCCUAAAACUGACCUCCGCCGACCCCACCCUCUUCAAACCGCUCAAAGAAACCACCCAAUUCCGGUUCCUGCUCCUCCGCGGUGAAAUUUGCUGCAAGUGUCAACUGGUCUACCCGACCGCGGAAUCCCUGCGCCUACACCUCGCCGAAGUGCAUCCUCCUUCGCAGGCACCCGCCCGGUACCGCUGUGACCGCUGCAACGGCAACUGCCGCUCGGAAGCGAAACUAACCCAGCACAGGCUUCAGGGCGCGCGCCGCUUGUACUACACGUGCAAGCUGUGCCGCGGCCGGUUGCUCGACGAGGACUUUGCGACGCACCGGAGCAAGUACCAUUCGCGGUUGGGGGCAGUGGCGGUGAAUGGGCUGGUGGAAACGAAGCUGUUGGUGGAGAAGGGUGGUUGAUCGAUGGGGGGAGUUUGAUUGUUUCAAUCCGAAGGAAAUAGUUUAAAAGGUCCGCGAACUGGUUGUGGACAGUUGCUUCGGCGAGUGGGAUCAGCUAUUGUGAACAAUACUAUGUUUGUAACAAAAAUUUUAAGUUUCGAAAGAAUAAAGCACAGGCUAACAACUAAG
Culex quinquefasciatus (southern house mosquito) is the source of this 2544-nucleotide messenger RNA. RefSeq lists its product as uncharacterized. Gene Ontology annotation, biological process: regulation of transcription by RNA polymerase II. The record is from RefSeq and is a predicted model, not a curated record. Bases 112 to 2376 code for a protein of 754 amino acids. Lineage: Eukaryota; Metazoa; Arthropoda; Insecta; Diptera; Culicidae. The transcript is spliced from 3 exons. Gene Ontology annotation, cellular component: nucleus. Gene Ontology annotation, molecular function: DNA-binding transcription factor activity, RNA polymerase II-specific; RNA polymerase II transcription regulatory region sequence-specific DNA binding; zinc ion binding.